CGCUGAGGCCGUGGCAGGGGCGGGCCGGGCUGGCGCGGCCUGCCUGCGGUUGAGUCCCUGGAGGGGGUGGGCCGGGCCAAGCCGGGCAGGGCCGGGGCGGGGCCGCUGGCGUUUCCGUUGCUUGGAUCAGUCUCAGUGCAGCUGCCCGAUCCUUCGGCGUCCUCAUCCAGGCGUUGCCCAGCGUACCGUCGCCCGGCGCUCCGCCGCUUUCCCGGUGGUUCGGGGCACUUGGGUCCCACAGUCUGGUCCUGCUUCACCUUCCCCUGGCCUGACUCGUCGCCAUGGCACAGGUUCUCAGAGGCACUGUAACUGACUUCCCUGGAUUUGAUGAGCGGGCUGAUGCAGAAACUCUUCGGAAGGCCAUGAAAGGCCUGGGCACAGAUGAGGAGAGCAUCCUGACUCUGUUGACAUCCCGAAGUAACGCUCAGCGCCAGGAAAUCUCUGCGGCUUUUAAGACUCUGUUUGGCAGGGAUCUUCUGGAUGACCUGAAAUCAGAACUAACUGGAAAAUUUGAAAAGUUAAUUGUGGCUCUGAUGAAACCCUCUCGGCUUUAUGACGCUUAUGAACUGAAACAUGCCUUGAAGGGAGCUGGAACAGAUGAAAAAGUACUGACAGAAAUUAUAGCUUCAAGGACACCUGAAGAACUAAGAGCCAUCAAAGAAGUUUAUGAAGAAGAGUAUGGCUCAAGCCUGGAAGAUGACGUGGUGGGGGACACUUCAGGGUACUACCAGCGGAUGUUGGUGGUUCUCCUUCAGGCUAACAGAGACCCUGAUGCUGGAAUUGAUGAAGCUCAAGUUGAACAAGAUGCUCAGGCUUUAUUUCAGGCUGGAGAACUUAAAUGGGGGACAGAUGAAGAAAAGUUUAUUACCAUCUUUGGAACACGAAGUGUGUCCCAUUUGAGAAAGGUGUUUGACAAGUACAUGACUAUAUCAGGAUUUCAAAUUGAGGAAACCAUUGACCGGGAGACUUCUGGCAAUUUGGAGCAACUACUCCUUGCUGUCGUGAAAUCUAUUCGAAGUAUCCCUGCCUACCUUGCAGAGACCCUCUAUUAUGCUAUGAAGGGAGCUGGGACAGAUGAUCAUACCCUCAUCAGAGUCAUGGUAUCCAGGAGUGAGAUUGAUCUGCUUAACAUCAGGAAGGAGUUUAGGAAGAAUUUUGCCACCUCUCUUUAUUCCAUGAUUAAGGGAGAUACAUCUGGGGACUAUAAGAAAGCUCUUCUGCUGCUCUGUGGAGGAGAAGACUAAUGUGUCACGGGGAAGAGCUCCCUGCUGUGUGCCUGCGCUUCCCCACUGCCUUCCUUCAGCACCUCUAGCUGCAUUUGUAUGCCAGGGCUUGACACAUUGCCUUAUUCAUACUAGCAUGCUCAAGGACCAACACAUACGCAUCAUAGAAGAAAAUAGUGGUGCUUCCUACUGAUCUCUGAUGGAGAUCUCUUUGACUGCUCUAGUACUUAAUUAUACUUACGUUACUAAGUUUAAUGCCUGGCCAUUUUCCAUUUAUAUAUUUUUCUUUAAGAGGCCAGAUUGCUUUUAGCCUUUUUUAAAAACUUCAUUUAUAUUACUUUUGUAACCAUGACACCUUAAUCAGAACCUUAGCCGUGAAAUUGUGAACUCUUGGAAAUGUUAUUAGUCCAAGUUCGCAGCUAAACUAAACCUGUAAAAUUAUGGUGAUUGUAUUCAAAAGAUUAAUGAAAAAUAAACAUUUCUGUCCCCCUGAA
Piliocolobus tephrosceles (Ugandan red Colobus) is the source of this 1717-nucleotide messenger RNA. RefSeq names its product annexin A5 (gene ANXA5). Gene Ontology annotation, biological process: negative regulation of coagulation. The record is from RefSeq and is a predicted model, not a curated record. Gene Ontology annotation, cellular component: cytoplasm; plasma membrane; vesicle membrane. Lineage: Eukaryota; Metazoa; Chordata; Mammalia; Primates; Cercopithecidae. The coding region runs from base 282 to 1244 and encodes 320 amino acids. Gene Ontology annotation, molecular function: calcium ion binding; calcium-dependent phospholipid binding; phosphatidylserine binding. The transcript has 13 exons.